AUGAGGGAAUGGAGCUUGGAAAAUGAGGUGGAAAGAUUCGUGAGCGAGGCGAGGAAAAGACAAGAUAAAAAGGACAAAACAAAUGAAGAAUGGAGAAGACAAGAAAAAGAAAAGCUCAUUGAAGAAAAGCCAAAAAAAAUUAAUGGAAAUGAGCUGGAGGAAGAACUAAAAGAAAAGAAGCAAAAAAGGUUAAAAAUUGGUAUGAAUGAGGUAGGAAAAGCUGCCACAAUGAUGGAAGAAAACGAGAUUGUUGUGCUAGUGGAGACAUGGGUAAUGGAAGAUAAGGUGGAAAUAACAUGUGAGAGGCUGAGCAAAGAAUUCAAAUGGUGGGCGAAGCCUGCGACGAGAGAGAAACAGAGAGGAAGAGCAAAGGGAGGUCAUAUUAUUGGGAUAAAAACAAAUUGCAAAUUAAAAUGGGAAAUCAGGGAAUGGAAAUACGGCAUGAUGUUGGAAGAAAGUAAGGAAAGUGAAAGUAUAAUCACAGUGUAUAACAAUGUAGGAAUGAGCAAAUUAGAAACGGAGCUAAGAAGGCAGAUAGAAGAAUGUGCAAACAGGGACGAAAGUGUGAUGAUCAUUGGGGACUUUAAUGCGAGAAUCGGAGAAGAAAACGUAACAGGAGAGGACGAAGGCAGAGUGAGGAAAAAAAGAAAAUCGAGAGACAAGACAGUAAACAGCGAAGGAAAAAAAUUACUAAAGAUGUGUGAUGAGUUAGGACUUUGCGUAUGGAAUGGUAGAGCAAGAGGAGAUGAAGGUGGGGAAAUAACUUACGUCGGGGGAGACGAAGAGAGUUUAGGAUCAGUAAUUGACCUUAUACUAACGCUGGACAGAGGCGAUGAGCAAGAAAUAGAGGUAAAAGUGGUGGAAAGAAUAGAGUCAGAUCAUCUACCAGUGUUGGCGAGAUAUAAGGUAAAGAGAAAUGAGGAAGAGGGUAAGGAAGGAAGCUGCAUGUCAGAGGAGGAAGAGCAGGAAGAAAUUGGAGCAAAUAAGCUGAUCUGGAAGAAAGAAAAAAUACAGGAGUAUGCAGAAGCAACGCAAGAAGCACUGACAGAAGCAGUAGAGGAAAAAAGCGAGCUUGAGUGGGAGGAUAUAAAAAAAAUAGUAAGAAAAGGGGCUGAAAAAACGGGGAUGGUGAUGAAAGGAAAGAAGGACAAAGAUACAAAGGAGAAAAAAAAGUGGUACAAUAUCGAGGGUAAAAAAAAAGAAAAGAAGUUCAGAGGAAGAAAGAAAAGAGCUGCAAGCAACAGCAUAAAAGCAAAACAAUGGGAAAAGCACUUUAGUGAUCUGCUGAAUGGGGAAGGCAAUGAAGAAUCGGAAGAGGAAGAAAAUGAGCCGUGGAAAGGAGAAGGUAGUAAUGAACGAUCAGAGGAGCCGAAGCUCGAUGAAAACUCCAGCAGGAGAGAAGUGAAAGCCGCAAUAAGAAAGCUCGGGAAUCACAAAGCUCCAGGGGAAGACGGGAUGGCAGCAGAAUUUAUAAAGAACAGUGCACCAGAUGUCAUUGAAUGGAUAGGCGAAAUUAUAAAUAGAAUAUGGGACGAAGGAAGUAUGCCAGAAUGA
Messenger RNA from Microplitis demolitor, 1554 nucleotides. RefSeq names its product golgin subfamily A member 6-like protein 22. The coding region runs from base 1 to 1554 and encodes 517 amino acids. The record is from RefSeq and is a predicted model, not a curated record. Gene Ontology annotation, molecular function: catalytic activity. The transcript has 3 exons. NCBI's taxonomy places the organism in Eukaryota, Metazoa, Arthropoda, Insecta, Hymenoptera, Braconidae.